Molecule: messenger RNA, 2760 nt
Organism: Acomys russatus (golden spiny mouse)
Lineage: Eukaryota; Metazoa; Chordata; Mammalia; Rodentia; Muridae
Gene: Ccdc142
Product: coiled-coil domain containing 142
Exons: 9
Coding region: 179-2362 (727 amino acids)
Source: RefSeq, a predicted model, not a curated record
CUGGAAAAGAGUGAAUGGGCAGCCAUCUUUGUUAGGGGCAGUGCCCGCGGCUACGGAGCGCGAGUGAGGCCACGAAACUUCCGGCCGCUAGCUGGUGAUUCCCGGCACCCGCGGGCGUGGAGUGCCGCGGGAUGCGGGGAGGCGGUGAGCGUUAGGUUCGUUUGGGACUCGCCGUGCGAUGGCCCGGGCGCCCCGCUCCAGUGGCCUUCUGCCUCCACUCGCUAACGUACCUGCGUCGUGGGCGCAGCCCGUGGGCGCUGGGGAGGACCGGGGCGAGGGAAGGCGCGGAGGGCCCGGGCUACUGGCUGCGGGGAGCGUCCCGCGCCCGGACUUCGGCAGGCAGCCGUGGGCUCCCACGUCGGCAAGCGGCCCGAUGCCCUUCGCUCUGCAGCGGCUCCGGGCCGUGUUGCUGCGUCUGCACCGCGAGCGGGAACAGCUCGUGCUAGCCCGGGACUAUGCCCGCCACCUGCGGGCGGUCGUGCGGCUGCUCCGCUCCGACUCCCCGGAGGAUUCCCUCUCCCUGCAGCAGCUUCAUGGUGACCUGCAGCUGUGCCCUUCGCGAGGGGCGGCUCCGCGCCUCGGCCUCCCGGGCUCCGCGGACACGCUUCUCCUGGCUCGCCCCGUCGGGCUAGCAGCCCAGCGCUUGGAUGCUGUCAUCGAGAUGCAGCUUCGCGCCCUAGGCCGGGCACCCGCUAGCCUGGGCCUGACGUCCCAGCUAGCCGAACUGCUGCUGGCCCUUCCGUUCUACCAUACUCUACAGGGACAAGCCCUGAGCUGCGUCCCCGGGGCCGCGCACCCAUUUCAUACAGCCCGUGUGCUCCAGCUCCUAGCUGCAGAACGGGGUUGUCAGGUGGCAGAUAGGCUGGCUGAGGCCUUUGGCGGAUCAGGCUUGCAGGAUCAACUCUGUCGGCUGUGCGACGAGGAGCGCGAGCUGAUGCCGGGGCUGCUGGGCCUUAUAGGGGGCGUGGCUGGCACCAACAGUCGUGGACUGAGGCUUGGAGGACCUGGAGCCCUGUGGAGCCAGUAUUGGACCUUGCUGUGGACAGCCUGUGCUCAGAGUCUGGACUUAAGCGUGGGACCCUGGGGCGACCCUAGAGCAGUUGCACAACAGCUGAGUCAGGCACUGGGUCAAGCACCCCUACCUCAAGAGUGUGAGAAGGAGCUGUCGUCUGUAUGUCACGGCCUACUUCAUCAGUCUCUUAUCUGGAGCUGGGACCAAGCGUUCUGCCAAGCCUUGGGAUCAGCCCUGGGAGGUCAGAACAGCCGGUCCUCGCCAUCUACUGCUGAGCUGUGGCAGCAGCUUUUUCCUCCCCUCUUGGACGCCCUUCAACAGCCUAGAUCAGAAGUUAGCCCGUGUCAGCCUCCAGGUCCCUCACCUGUCGCUCUGGGGCUCUGUACCCUGCAGACCACCUUGCUCUGGUUCUUGGGCAGAGCUCAGCAGCACCUGGCAGCAUGGGCCCCCGGUUCCUUCCUGUUCCUGAUCCAAAAGGACUUGCCUCCCCUGCUGCGUGCAGUGGAAGCUCUGUCCAGCCUGGCCUCGGAGGCAACCUCAACCCUGGAGGUGCAGCAGCAGCUGUGCCUAGAGAUCCAGAAGCUGACUGCAAAGAUGCAGCGCCUGCCCGAAGAGUCACUGGGUCUUUUUUUCCAAGAAUGUCAUAAGCAAGCUACCCAGGGCUUCAAGCUCCACAUGCCAAGGGGUCGCUACUGGAGGCGUCGACUGUGUCCUGAACAUCCUAGCGCUCCCAGUGACUAUGCAAGGAUGGUGGUCUACACUGUGUUGGAGCCCGUGUUGCAAGGACUGCGGGGAUUGCCGGCCGAAGCACAAGCACCUGCCCUCAGCCAGGCACUGACAGCCACACUGAGUGCCUGGCUUGACCACAUCCUCACACAUGGGAUCCGGUUCAGCCUGCAGGGGGCGCUGCAGCUCAAACAAGACUUCGGAGUGGUGAGGGAGUUUCUGGAACAGGAGCAGUGGGGCCUGUCCAGGGAGCUUCGCCAGACCCUGCUCUCCCUCAGCAUCUUCCAGAGGCUAGAUGGGGCCCUGCUGUGUCUACUGCAGCAGCCCCUGCCGAAGAAUUCAGUCCACAGAAGGGUUCCCUGUUGCUGUUCUUGUAAUGAGGUCCAGACCACUGAACUACCUACCAGCAGCCUCAACAGCCUAGAAAGCCUGGCACCCCCUCUACGGCUUGGAGUCUCCCCAGCCCAGAACACUCACCUGCUAAGCACCCUGGGAGGAGGAGGGCCUAGCCCUGAGGCUUACCUGGCUGGAAACCAGCAGGCCUGGCUUGCCCUGAGGCUGCACCAGCGUCCUCGUUGGCGCCUGUCUUUUCUUUCUUGCCUGGGGACGAGUCCUGACCCCUAAGUUGCCUAAGACCAGGAGUUCCAAAUCGUGCCGCAGACAAGGAACUGUAUGUUAGAGAGGCUUAAAGCUGGGAGCUUGGUAGGACACGUACAUAAACCUCACAGUCUGGAAUUGAAGCCGAGAUCACGCUAAUGCCUGCAACCCAGAGUACUAGGCAAACUACAGGCCGAAACCUCAAAGUCAGCAUCCAUGAUGGCACUCUACAGCUAGAAAUAGACGGGGCUGCUACAGGGUUGCCUCUCAAGAGACAGAAGCAAACUACUUGCUUUCUCUUGAAUCCCAGGAGCAAAGCUAAGAAUUCACAAGGGAAACAGAGCUGGAGCAAGCGUUUCUACAGGUGGAGAGCCUGUCUUGCCCCUUCCCCAUUUCUACUUUUAGUCAUUAAGCUGUAGGACCUU